Molecule: messenger RNA, 729 nt
Organism: Solanum tuberosum (potato)
Lineage: Eukaryota; Viridiplantae; Streptophyta; Magnoliopsida; Solanales; Solanaceae
Exons: 2
Coding region: 1-729 (242 amino acids)
Source: RefSeq, a predicted model, not a curated record
AUGACUUUGUCCAAGGCUGUAGCCACUCAUUUGGCUCAGAAGCAUGGUUUGCAUGAAGUUGUGGGAAGUCUUAUAGAUGCCUCCUUGUACAGAAUGAUAGUAGGGAGCCUUCAGUAUUUGACCCUCACAAGACUUGAUAUCACUCAUGCUGUGAAUUUAGCAAGCCAGUUUAUGCAAAGCCCAAACACUGAACAUCUUCAAGGGGUAAAAAGGAGGUACAUCAAAGGUACUCUACACUUUGGACUCAAAAUUAUAACACAGUCUCCAUAUAGGUUGUAUGGCUCCUCAGAUGCUGAUUGGGGUGGUUGUACCACCACUAGAAGAUCAACUACAGGCUAUAGCAUCUACCUAGGUGCAAAUUGUAUCUCUUGGACCUCCAAGAAACAGACUACAGUAGCCCGAUCAAAUGAUGAAGCUGAGUAUAGAGCACUAGCUUCCACUGCUGCAGAAAUGACUUGGAUUUUGUAUCUUCUUCAUGACCUUGGAGUGUUCCUUCGAUCUAUUCCUACGUUGUACUGUGAUAACAUGAGUGCCUUGUACAUGACGGUUAAUCCAGUUAUGCAUGCUCGAACCAAACAUGUUAAAAUGGACUAUCAUUUUGUUUUCUCUGGUUUUCGCAGCAAGCUAGGAGUUACAGUUCCUCCACUCACUAGCUUGAGGGGAAAUGUUAAAGGAAGCUUGAAGACUGAUGGAACAUGUCGAAGGAACAGGUUCAUCGAAGCAGGCUGA